AUUUUAUUCCCCUCAAUACCACACCCUUUUUUGUUUUUCAUUGAACGAAAAUGGAGGAGAGUAAUCAAGUACAGCAGAAUCAAGUCCAAGAUCAACCAAUCGAGGUUCACGAUGCACAAAUUGAUCACACUGCCAAAGAUUGGAUUCAAAAUCAAGUGGAUGCUGAAGUGAAACGCGUACGAGACGCAGGUUCGAGUGUUUUGCCUUAUAAAAUCAUCAACUGUGGCGUCGUGCCCAAUUUCGAAAAGAAAACAGCGCGUGCCAUCAAUCGUAUUGAACUCGAUACCAACGUAGAUGUUUCCAAAAUCGAACAGGUGAUGGUGUCGCCUGCUGUUCCAUAUCCACACAAGCCUAAUUUCAACUAUGUCAAUUUGAUUCUUGUUUCCUCGCAACCUGUUCCGUUCCUUGCACCCUAUCUCUACCAAACGAACGUACAGGUGACCCAGCCAGAAAAAGAGCAGGAAGGACGAAAGACGAUUCCCAGCAAAGAAGUCGUAUUGAAGAACGAUCUGCGCGAGUUUUUAUUCAUCAACAAGCGAGGAAUCCGUGCACGGUUUACCAUCCAUGCGUAUCAUGACGUAUAGAAUAUAUAACGAACGACAACAACAGCACCCGCUGUACCUCCCUACUAGCAUCAUUGUACAUUUGUAUGUACUGUAUAUACGAUUUUUCUAUCGACUAAAAAAACGCUAUUAUAUAUUUUUCUCUUUAUGGACACAAAUCUAAUGGGAUAAACAAACUAAUUAAGCGCAUUUCAUGGCAAUUCAAUUAAGAUAACCCCUGAACACGACCAAUUCAUUCGGUAUCUUGUUGAUAAAGUUUGCAAAAGAUAUUGUAUAUCAGUUAGCACAGCAAUGCGACAACAACAGUAUGGUGCAUCCCGUUUAUAUUCGCCAAAAAGUAAACUCCAAUAAAAGACCGAAAAGUUAAAGUUUUGCUUAUUUGUUAUUUACAUAUCUAUUUAGAAUAGUUAUUUGAACU
Zychaea mexicana is the source of this 981-nucleotide messenger RNA. RefSeq lists its product as uncharacterized. The record is from RefSeq and is a predicted model, not a curated record. Lineage: Eukaryota; Fungi; Mucoromycota; Mucoromycetes; Mucorales; Lichtheimiaceae. Bases 51 to 584 code for a protein of 177 amino acids. The transcript is spliced from 4 exons.